CCUUCUCCAAUUGACCCCCAAAAAGGAACCAAAAGGAAGAAAGAGAGGAAACUCCACAAUGGCAGCCACCCGGCGCCUCUCCACCGCCGCAGAAGCCUGCACCGAGCUCCUCACCCGCUUCGGCAGCACCUCCAAGCCAAUCUCAACCCGCACGCAACUCCUCGACGCCAACCAACUCCACCUCCUCUCCCUGACCCUCAACCGUCCUUCCUCCUCCCCUGAUCCUCCAAAAAACGGCACGCCCAUCCCCCCAGGCCACCACCUCGUCUACUUCACGCCCGCGGUCCCGACCUCCUCCCUCGGCCUCGACGGCACCGACACAGUCGUCAACCCCCUCGCACCCUUCACCCGCCGCAUGUGGGCCGGCGGCCACCUAACUUGGUCCCCCUCGACGCCCCUCCUCGUCGGCCAAACCGUCCGCGAGACGACCCGACUCAUAUCCGCGGAACCCAAGCGCCUGAAAACCGGCGACGAAAUGCUCCUCGUCGGCGUCGAGAAAACCUACUCCCCCUCCGACUCCCCCGACGCCGUCGCCCUCACCGACCGCCGAAACUGGGUCUUCCGGCGUGAAAUCGAUCCCAGCAGCAGUGUCCCCGUCCCCCCUCGCCCGGAGGAAGUCCCGCUACCAUCCCCCCCGACCGGCGGAUGGGCGAGGGAUUUCACGCAAAGCGAGGUAUCGCUGUUCCGCUUCUCCGCCCUUACGUUCAACGGGCACAAGAUACACUACUCGGACGAGUGGUGUCGGGGCGUUGAGGGGCAUCGGAGGGCGGUCGUGCAUGGCCCGUUGAAUUUGAUUAAUAUGCUUAAUUUUUGGGGGGAUGAGGUUGGAGGGGGGAGGAUGCCGAGGGGGGUCGAGUAUAGGGCUGUCAGGCCGAUUUAUGUGGGGGAGAGGUAUAGGGUGCUUUUGAAGGAUGGGGGAAAGGGGAAGGGAGGGGAGGAGGGGGAUGGGAGGUGGGAGGUGGAGGUUUGGGAUUCUUUUGGGGGGGUGGGGAUGAGGGGGGUGGUUUGGGGGUAG
Molecule: messenger RNA, 1015 nt
Organism: Aaosphaeria arxii CBS 175.79
Lineage: Eukaryota; Fungi; Ascomycota; Dothideomycetes; Pleosporales
Exons: 1
Coding region: 59-1015 (318 amino acids)
Cellular component (GO): mitochondrion
Molecular function (GO): (3R)-hydroxyacyl-[acyl-carrier-protein] dehydratase activity
Source: RefSeq, a predicted model, not a curated record